GACUCUCUCCCGGGACUCCUCUCCGGCGGCAGCCUGGGCGCGGCGGGCAUGGUGCGCCCGCGUCGGGGGCGCCAUGGCCACCUGGAAGCGCGACGGCCGGCUGACGGCGCUGCAGCGGCUGGGCUGCGCCGGGCUGGCCGGGGCGGCGAGCCACAGCCUGACGGCCCCGCUGGAAGUGCUCACCGUCUUGGCCCAGGUCGGGGCGCCCCACGGGCAGCGAGGCGGCCUCUGGCAGGCGGGGAGCAGCUUGUGGCGCGCCGAGGGCCCGGCGGCGCUCUGGAAGGGCAACCUGACCGCCUGCCUGCGGCUCUUCCCCUACAGCGCGGUGCAGCUCGCCUCCUACCGCCGUUGCGUGAUGAUGCUGAUGGAUGAUUCAGGUCACAUUUCUCAGUGGAAUUCCAUCGUGGCCGGGAGUCUGGCGGGGAUGAUGGCAGCCAUCGCAACUUAUCCAACGGAGGUUGUCAAGACUCGGCUCAUUGUGCAGAAUCGACUGGAACCUCCCUACAAAGGCAUUCUUCAUGCUUUGUAUAUGAUUUACCACCAGGAAGGAACCCCUGCACUUUAUCGGGGUGUUUCAUUGUCAGUAUUAGGUGCAAUCCCAUUUUCCAUUGGUUCCUUCCUUGUUUACACUCACUUGGAUAAACUCUGGGGUCAACCCAGCCUCCGUUUCACACCAAUGCAAAACUUCUUCAAUGGCUGUCUGGCAGCUGCCGUGGCCCAAACGUUUUCCUUCCCCUUUGAAACAGUCAAGAGGAAAAUGCAGGCUCAGAGCCCGUGCCUCCCUUGCUAUGGAGGGGAUGGUAUCCAUUUUGCUGGUGUGAUAGAUUGUUUUCAGCAGACGGUAAAAACCAAGGGAGUUCUCGCCCUCUGGAAUGGACUUACUGCUAAUUUACUCAGGAUUGUGCCUUACUUUGGGAUCAUGUUCAGCACUUUUGAAUUCUCCAAGCGGAUCUGCCUGUACCAGAACGGUUACACGGAUUCCCCUUUACGCUACGAACUUACUCCAGGCGUAGACCAGAGUUUACAACCCCAGGAAUUGCAAGACUUAAGGCUCCUUGGAAGAAGAAACGUCUAAGCCUCUGAAUGCAUUUUUUGGACACAGUUCCCUGGCAGCCCUGUUGCAAAAGAGCCAAUGAGAUUCACAGCCAGCUCUCUUAUCUUCAGUGGGAGGGCUGCUGAAGGCCCCAAACUCACGGUAAUGGGACGUAACUUCCUUGUUCAAGACAGACUGCACAAUGGGACAACCUACUAAGCAGAUGAAAUCCAUCCGGUCUCGGAUGUUGCCAACUGUUCAACUAUUGGUCAGAAUUGUGUGGCCAUUUUUGUUUCCUAGCCUGUGGAUCCUGAAAACUCCACUCAUUUCCAAGCAUUUUCCAGCACAGCAGAAUAAUGAUCAGAUCAGCAGUGUGAGAAGCCAUGAUUUGUCACAGGUUCAUUGGAAAGCAGCAGGACAAGGGGGCCAGUGCUAGACAAUCUCAUAUACCGAAGAGAGGAACCUGAUAGGGACUUCCUUUGGAAUACAGCUGCCCUGUUAGAAGUGGAAUUGUGCGCAUGAGGAGGAUGCUACUGAAGAGGGACCCUUCUCCACAUCAAAAUUCCCUAGCCGUAGAAAGCUAGCUGAUGGAGACUAGAUUAGAGAUGUCCCUGACAUGCCCACUUUCCACAGGUAGGAAUUUAAUAGGAUGGUUGAACUUUUAAUUAUGCAAAACAACAACCAACCUCCCCCCCCCCCCUUAGAGUCUGAAAUGGAACAAUCUGAGGACUGUAGCGUGCGCUCUUUGGAUUCUCCUAAAGAGUCUUCCACUGAACGGUGGUCUCCUUUUGGAUCUCAGAAGAGCUUGUAAAUGAGCAGCAGCCCACUUUAAAUGACAAACGCACAGAAAGUUCCCUCUGUCUCCAGAUCUUCGAAUAUAAUGCGUUGAGGUGGGUAAGAAUGGUUCUCUCUCUUCCUUGUUACUUCAGAUACAAGCCUAUAGACCAAUGUUUCUCAACCGUGGCAACUUUAAGAUGGGUGGACUUCAAUUCCCAGAAUUCCCCAGCGAGCGUGCUGGCUGGAGAAUUCUGGGAAUUGAAGUCCACCCAUCUUAAAGUUGCCAAGGCUGAGAAAAACUGCUAUAGCCAUAAGGCUGUCAACAGUUGCUCUAAAAUUCCUUGCAAUUACGGGUUUUAAUUUGUUUUCUUGCUGCGUACUUGAUACUGAACUUAAUAAACAGGAGAACAGACAAGUGUUGCUUAAAAGGUG
Molecule: messenger RNA, 2242 nt
Organism: Candoia aspera
Lineage: Eukaryota; Metazoa; Chordata; Lepidosauria; Squamata; Candoiidae
Gene: SLC25A43
Product: solute carrier family 25 member 43
Exons: 5
Coding region: 74-1075 (333 amino acids)
Biological process (GO): transmembrane transport
Source: RefSeq, a predicted model, not a curated record